UUUUUCGCCUGACUUGUUUUAAUCAUGUCCACUAGUUGUAUAGACAGUGGAAAAAAUAAUAAUGAUAUCUAGACCAUUCCUGAAAUUCUGGUGAAUUUUCUCCAUUCGUCAGUUCAAUAGUUCAUAGAGAAGCAUGCAAAGGCAUGUUAGAUGUAAUAUAUUAUUAGCUCUAAAAAUUAAAAUAAAGAAACAGCGAAGGGAAAGGAAAUCAUUUUAGCGACAAAAUUAUGGACGCCCAACAAAGAAGUAUGAAUCAUUGGCUACACCAUGCGCAUCUUAACUAAAUAAAAGCAAAAGAACCAUAAUCAAUUGAUUCCACCAGCACACUAGUAUUAUUAUUAUUAUCAUACAUCCUACAAGUUUCAAUAAAUUAUAUACCUCGUUCCUAUUUUUAGCCCAGUUAUCUCAAAACACCAUACAAUGGAGCUUCCAAAGAUAGUUCAUGGUUACAUGCUUCUCAUUGCAGUUAUUUUCUUGCUUCUUAAUCUGUUUGUAUUUUCUUCCUCGUUGCCUCAAGGUAAGCUGCUAGUGUCUCUAAGUAGAUUUUUUCUGUUUUAUCGCAAUUAUUUGAUCUUCUUCUUUAACAUUUUAGGAAAACCACUUCCCCAUAUGACUUCAGAUGUCGAAGAAGUCUCAGGCAAGUCCUUUGAUUACAUUGUAGUUGGAGGAGGAACAGCUGGGUGUCCCCUAGCUGCAACUCUCUCUGAGAGAUUCUCAGUGCUCUUAGUAGAAAGAGGUGGCUCAUCAUUUGAAAAUCCCUUCAUAUUGGAGAAAAAGUACUAUGGCUUCUCAUUACUCCAAACUGAUGAACAUACAUCACUUGCACAAAGUUUCAUCUCCAAGGAUGGAAUUUCGAAUCUCAGAGGAAGAGUUCUGGGAGGAUCAUCUGCUAUGAAUGGUGGGUUUUACAGUAGAGCUAGUCAGGAUUUUGUCAAAAAGGUUGGAUGGAAUAAUGAACUAGUAAAAAAUGCCUACGAAUGGGUUGAAUCAAGAAUUGUCUUCAAACCUGAGUUGACACCAUGGCAGACAGUGGCAGAAUUUAGCUUUCUUGAAGCAGGAAUUUUACCAUAUAAUGGUUUUAGUCUGGAGCAUAUUAAGGGAACAAAGUUGGGUGGGAGUAUUUUUGAUGAAUGUGGAAAGAGACACACCUCAGCAGAUCUUUUAUUGGCAGGGAAUUUAAACAAUAUCACAGUUCUUUUGAAUGCAACAGUAAAGAGUGUGAUCAUCCAUAACACUGGUAACAGAACUGAAAAAAUAGCUCAAGGUAUAAGGUUCAUCAAAAGCGAUGGCAGCUCACUAGAAAUUUAUGAAGCUUACCUCAACCAACAAGAAAAUUCGAGUUUGAGGGGCGAUGUUAUAUUGGCAGCAGGAGCACUAGGCAGCCCCCAAAUCCUGUUGUUAAGUGGAAUUGGUUCUUAUAGACACCUGAAAAACUUUAACAUUCCUCUGGUACUCAAUUUGAAGAAAGUUGGCCAUGGAAUGAAGGACGAGCCUGGUAUUGCCCUCUUGGUGGACUCCAAGCCAAAAAAUCGACAACCAGAUACGCCACAAGUUGUGGGUAUAACAGAUGACUUCAAAAUCAUAAUUGAAGCAGGGAUUUUGCCCAUAAGCUUCAAUGCAACAAGAAUGCCAAUUGCUGCAAAACUUGCACUUCCAGCAUCAAAGGGGAGGCUUAAAUUAAACAACACAGACCCCAGGCAAAACCCAUGGGUGAAAUUCAACUAUCUAGCAAAGGAAGAAGAUUGUGAAGAAUGUGUGAAACUGGUCGAAUUGCUCGAGAGAGUUGCAAGGUCAGAAUCAAUUGCCCUGUUUCUUGGGGCAGAAAGAAAGAAUCAUGUGUUGUCCGGUGAAGAAGAGAUGAGGAAAUUUUGCAAAGAAAACGUGAGAACUUUCUACCACUUUCAUGGUGGUUGUAUUGUGGGAUCAGUGGUGGAUGACGACUAUAAAGUAUAUGGUGUUCGAGGACUUAGAGUGGUGGACGGUUCAACUUUUGAAGAAUCACCUGGCACAAAUCCAAUGGCAACUCUCUUAAUGCUUGGAAGAUAUCAAGGGGUUAAGAUUCUUAAGGAAAGAGAAAAAUGAUUAUGCUUUCAGGUACCCAACAAAACCCAUGAUAAAUUCGUGAGCUUAGAACAAUAUGUUAUAGUCUUGGAACCAAAUUGAAGCAUAAAACUAGGCUCUGCAACAUCUCGAUGGGUUUCAACUAUGUAAAUCCUGUUCCACAAUUUCUUCACUGUCAUGGUUUAUUUUCAAUUAGAUCAUCUUAACAAUUAUUGACAGGCAACUCA
This is a messenger RNA of Ziziphus jujuba (common jujube), 2288 nucleotides long. RefSeq names its product protein HOTHEAD. Bases 421 to 2082 code for a protein of 553 amino acids. Gene Ontology annotation, molecular function: oxidoreductase activity, acting on CH-OH group of donors; flavin adenine dinucleotide binding. NCBI's taxonomy places the organism in Eukaryota, Viridiplantae, Streptophyta, Magnoliopsida, Rosales, Rhamnaceae. The record is from RefSeq and is a predicted model, not a curated record. The transcript is spliced from 2 exons.